ACGGAUGCGCGCGCGUUACCGCCGCAUACUUUCGUUGUCUUGUCCCAUUUCUAUAAUCACAAACAAAAAUGGCGUCUGCUCUGUCUCGUUCGGAUGCGAUUCGCGAGUGUUGACGUAUUUGCGUUGAAUUAUCGUGUCGGCCGAUUGAAACGACGACCGCACUCGCAGGCGUCGGUAUACACCAAUUCCUGUGAUACCAUACAAUCGAAUUGCACAUAACACACUUUGUCGUCUGCAUCACAUACAUACAAGACUUGGUAUAUGCAUCAAUUUGCCAAAGAAUAAACAGUUUUAAGCCUAAUGGUUAUAAUAUGUGUAUCUGAUAUAAAUGAUUCAAGUGCUGUACUAAAAGAGGAGAAAAUAAAGACAAUUGGAAAUAAGAGCUUGAUGGAUGAUAUCGUGUGUGCCACAAAAGUUACCUUACCAUCCAACUUAAGUUGUGAUAAUGCCUUGUCUUUAAGUACAGAAUGGUGUAAUGUCAUUGAUAAGGCUGAUCACUUUGCUGUAAUAGCAAGAAAUAAGAUUACCGGGGUGGUAGUUGGAGGAGGAGCUGGCUCCCUCUGCCAUUCCCGACAAUCAUCACCAUCGUUUGUAUUGCAUUUGCCCACCAUCCCCCUAAAUUGGUCUGUGAUAUCCAGCUCAACAUUUAGAUUUACUAGAGAUCCUCCGUCCCAUCAACAAACACAGGAUUUGUAUGGUACGAUGGUAACUGCCGGUGACGUUGAUAGUUCUACAAGGGGGGGAACUGGAAAACGAACCUUGCUGGCUUGCUACUCUGGUGCUCACAUUAAAGAUGUUACUACUACUAUUAGUUUUAGGGUUAAGUCUAAUUGUUCAACAAGUGAUAAUGACAGUGAUGAUCAAAGCGCAAUGUACAAAACCAUUCCAUUUAACAAACUUUAUGUUGAUCCAAUCGCACAGUACAAACGUAAUUGGGGUAUUUCCAUUGCGUGUCGUUUGUUAGGAGGUGGUGAAACAACUCUGGCAUCUGGUAACGGUACAGCUACAGCUGGUUGGGGAAAUCCUGGCACUACACCAGUACCCGCAUCUGUCACUGGUACUUCGAAUUGGAAUACAAGUCCACUUGUUGAUGGCCAAUCUCCACCAAAUGCUGUCUCUAAUGGCCCUUGGCAACAAAGCCCACAGUCCUCUAGUACCAGCUCAAAUAAUACUAGUCAAACAUCUAAUAUAGGUAAUAAAGGACAAAGUUCAAACCCUGGUUCAUCAAACGGCAAUGGUACUAUUUCUACAUCACAGGCCACUAAUCAACAAAAUACUACAUCAUGGGCUCAGGCGGCUGGAAAAAAUCUACCUGCUUCUUCAGUACCUCAAGUUACUGGUAAUUCAUCAACAACAACUACUACAGCUAGUACUACUUCUGGUGCAGUUUCUAAUCCUCAAUCUAGCAAUUCACCUCCAACAAAUGGUGGAAAUGGAGCUACUAACUCUUCAACUAAACAACAAUUGGAACAAAUAAAUACAAUGCGAGAAGCUUUAUAUGCUCAAGAUGGAUGGGGUGGCCAACAUGUUAAUCAAGAUAGUCAGUGGGAUGUUCCGCAUAGUCCAGAACCUAAUACUAAGGAUGGACCAUUAACAGGAUUAACUGGUGGUCCUGGAUGGAGCAAGGUCAAUAAUGGUACAGAUUUGUGGGAAGCAACUUUACGAAAUGGUGGACAACCUCCAAUACAAAUUCCAGUGCAAAAUACAUCUAAAACUCCUUGGGGACAUACCCCUGCAUCCAAUAUUGGUGGUACUUGGGGUGAAGAUGAUGAUGUUAGUAGUGUAAGUGGAGCAGAAGCAAAUACUGGUAACUGGGGAAUAAAUCCAACUACUAAUAUGAGCAAUCAAUGGGGCCAAGGACAACCUCCUCCACAAGGGCCUGGUGGUCCAAUGUGGGGAGGGCCUCCUAAGAAAGACAUUGGGCCUGAAGGUCAAUCCUGGAAUUCUGGCAAUACUGCAUGGAAUGAUCUCAAUCGGCCACCAGGAUCUAUUGAUCAGGGUCCUCAUCGUCGAGAUAUUCUACCAAAUGGAAUUGUUGAUCAUAGAGGAAUUGGUAGUGAUGCUCGAGGUGGUAUAAGUGGUCGUUUGAAUGGUACUUUAUCUGGCGGUGGUGCUGGUAUGGAACCUAUGUGGGGUGGACCUCCACCACAUCACAUGCAACAUCAUGUUCAACCUCCUUCAGUUGGACCACCACCUUCAGUUAUAGCUACACCAGGGGCAAAACUUGGACAAGGACCUGUGCCAGUAAUUAAUCAGUGGUCAGGACCACCACCACCCAAAGAUUUAAAUCCUAUGAAUAACAACAACAAAGGAAAUGGAUGGGAAGAACCAUCACCCACAGAUCACAGGCGCAAUUUAUUAAAUUAUGAUGAUGGCACAUCUUUAUGGGGAAAUACUCAAACUAGGCCCAAUGUGCCUGGCGGUGGUUUAUUGAGCACUCAACACAAUAUGAGUAAACAUUGGGGUAAAGCAGAUAUGGCUGCUGCAGUGGCUGCUGCAGCUGGCAGGAAUAAUAAUGGUUCUAGUAAUAUGGGUAACCAAUGCCCUCCAGGUGUUCCACCAAAUAGGGCAGGUAUGCCACCUAGUAAAAUGGUUGAUCAACAACAAUUAUGGCCUGGAAAUCCAAGAAAUGGUACAUGGGGUGAUGUUGGUGGAGGAAGUCAACAUGAUUUGAAUGUUGCUGGUCCUUGGGGAGAAGAUAAAAUGGGUUUGACUGGAAAUGCAGGUGGUCCUUGGCCCAAUUCUGAGUGGGGACCUGGUCCUAAAUCUAAAAAUUCAUGGGGUGAUUGUGGUAACAAUGAUAUGGAUCAAAGUUCCUGGGGACAGAAGAAUAUUGGACAAAAGAAUCAAAAUAAAGAUUAUAUAUGGCAAAGUAAAUCAUACAGAAUUCUUGCUGAAAUGGGAGUCAAGAAAGAAGACGUUGAAGCAGUUACACGUUCUUAUAAUAUUAGUAUGGAAGAAGCAUUAGAAUUUUUAAUGUCUACUAGAGGUCCUGGUGGAGGAGGUUUAGAUUCAUGGAAUACACAUAGUGGUCGUGGCCAACACCCAGAUGAUCAAAAUCCAUUUGAUAGAUCUAAUAUUAAUCAACAACGAUUUAAUUCGCAACAACUACCUUUUGCUGUGCCAUCUAUUGGAAAUAAUUCUAACCAACAACAAGCCAUGCUUCAGAAAAUAUUAGCCCAACAGCAGCCACCUGCACAACAAAAUACAAUGCAACAACAAUAUUCUCAGGGCGGUGGUUCAAGACAAAUGCAAAAUCAACCAACUGCACAACAGUUACGAAUGUUAGUGCAACAAAUUCAAAUGGCUGUGCAAGCUGGAUAUUUAAAUCAUCAAAUACUAAAUCAGCCAUUGGCACCACAGACAUUAAUUAUGCUUAAUCAGUUACUGCAGCAGAUCAAAAUUUUGCAACAAAAUGUUCAAAUACAAGCAGCUGUUGCUAAUAAUCCCAAAUCUGGCCCUGCCAUGGUGACAGCUGCUAUAGCCAUCAAUAAAGCCCGGCAACAAAUAGCAUCACUACAAAAUCAAAUUGCCAACAAUCAAGCCAUGCAUAUGAAGGCACAAGCCCACCAAAAUCAGUCUAACUUUUCUGGUUUAUCAGGUUUAAUGGGUGGGCAGGUUGGUGAUUUCUUCAAAAAUGAUCCAUUAACACUUUUACAAUCUGGUUUUUCUGAUUUAACAAUGAAUAAAGAUUCUCAAAUAAGUGGACAAGGAUUCCAAACAAGUCAACAAUCAAGAUUAAAUCAGUGGAAGUUACCUAAUUUAGAUAAAGAUGAUUUAGGAAUGGGUAAUGAUUUUAGCAGAGCACCAGGAGCUAAUUCUAAAUCUACUCCUGGAAAUACUUCUCCUACAUUCAAUUCAUUACUUAGCCAAGGAGAUGGUACUUGGACUAAUGUUGGUGCUCGUUCUGAUAGUGGAUGGCCAGACAAUGCUGAAGACAAUAAAGAUAUUUGGCCCAACAAUGGAUCAAAUUCACAGUCUAAUUCUACGUCAUCUGCAUUUGCUACUGAUCUUGUGCCAGAAUUUGAACCAGGAAAACCGUGGAAGGGUAAUCAAAUGAAAAAUAUUGAAGAUGAUCCUACUAUUACACCUGGUUCAGUAGUGCGUAGUCCACUUUCGUUAGCAGCCACAAUUAAGGACUCAAAUAAUUCAGACUUGUUCAAUAGUGGUGGAAAGACUUCACCAACUAAUUCUCAAUCAACAGUUGAUAUGCCAUUAACACCAUUAUCUCUUUCAUCUUCAACUUGGAGUUUUAAUCCGCCUCCUUCAUCUACUCAAUCAUCAUUUACUAGUCCACUUGGAAAAGUGAAUGGACCAAAAAACAAUUGGGCUGAUAAUAAUCCUGGAAAUGAUCUUUGGGGUGGUGUUUUGGGAUCUAGUGGUAAGUCUCGUGGACCACCACCUGGACUGACUGGAGGUUCUACUAAAGCAGGAAAUGCACCUAAUAAUGGUUGGCCUCGAUGGCCUUCCAAUAAUACUUCGUGGCAAUCCUCAUCGAAUAAUGUAGCUAGUACAUGGCUAUUGCUAAGGAACCUAACACAACAAAUUGAUGGAUCAACAUUAAAAACUCUUUGCAUUCAACAUGGACCAUUGUUGAAUUUUCAUAUGUAUCUAAAUCAUGGAAUAGCAUUAGCCAAAUAUUCGACCAGAGAAGAAGCUAGCAAGGCUCAAGGAGCGUUGAACAAUUGUGUACUUGGCAAUACAACAAUAUUUGCUGAAUCACCUACAGAUGCUGAAGUACAAAUGUUACUUACACAUCUGAGUGGUGGUGGGGGCAAUACAAGUGGCAACAAUUCUGCUCAACAACAACAACAGCAACAACAACAACCCAACUGGAAUAAUGGCCGGAAUGGAAAUAUUGGCAACUCUCAGGGGCAACAGGGUUCAGAUACUUGGGCCAAUAAUCAACUGUGGGGUGGCAACAACUCAGGACCUCCGGGUAAUACAUCCUCUCUUUGGGGGGCUGGAGCUGACCAAAUCGAUCCACAUCGCACCACUCCAUCAUCUUUGAAUUCUUUUAUGCCUAGUGAUCUUUUAGGUAGUGAAACAAUGUAAAGUUAAAUGUGUGUAUAUAUAUAUAUAUAUAUAUAUAUUUAUUCAUACAAUCCUGACUUAUAACUGAGUCCAAAUAUAACGUCAUUUUUAUAAUAAGGUUUUAGAACACCAUGAACACUUAAUCGACUUAUUUAUUAAGCUUAAAACAAAUCGAGCCAAGUUUAUAUUUUAGAUAUAUAAUUUUAUUCUGCUUGCCAUUCGACUCUGGGUAAUCGUUUUGGCAGCACACCUAUAAUUUUUUAAGACUUGAAUGUUUUUAUUUUAUUAAUUUAUAAUGUGAGUUCUUCUUUUUAUUUUUAAUUGUAUACUACCAAAGUAAAUAAGGAUUAAAAAUUAAUUUUAAUAUUUUAGUAGUUUUGUGACUUUAGACAUUAAGACGGUUACGGGGUGUUUUUAAUUUAUGAAUGAGAUUUUUAGUGAUUAAUUUUAUCAUGUUCACCAGCUACAAUAUUAUAUAU
Messenger RNA from Melanaphis sacchari, 5513 nucleotides. RefSeq names its product protein Gawky (gene gw). The record is from RefSeq and is a predicted model, not a curated record. Gene Ontology annotation, cellular component: nucleoplasm; P-body. The transcript has 23 exons. Gene Ontology annotation, molecular function: RNA binding. Gene Ontology annotation, biological process: positive regulation of nuclear-transcribed mRNA poly(A) tail shortening; miRNA-mediated gene silencing by inhibition of translation. Bases 301 to 5055 code for a protein of 1584 amino acids. Lineage: Eukaryota; Metazoa; Arthropoda; Insecta; Hemiptera; Aphididae.